Messenger RNA from Esox lucius (northern pike), 6591 nucleotides. RefSeq lists its product as uncharacterized. Gene Ontology annotation, molecular function: guanyl-nucleotide exchange factor activity. The record is from RefSeq and is a predicted model, not a curated record. NCBI's taxonomy places the organism in Eukaryota, Metazoa, Chordata, Actinopteri, Esociformes, Esocidae. The transcript is spliced from 8 exons. The coding region runs from base 536 to 4204 and encodes 1222 amino acids. Gene Ontology annotation, biological process: positive regulation of Rho protein signal transduction.
CCGGCCUCCACCGGUGACUUGACAAGGGCUAAGGGCGUCUCACAGAGAAGAGAGCGACUAGAAACUACCGUGCAGGGCCACUGCCUUGCCCCGCUUCCCCGUUUCCAUGCCGACGGGGAGGGUACGUUCAAGUGGAGCAUGCUCAGUAGGGCUCCCCGUCCUCUGUAACAAUAGCCAGGCAGAGAGAGGGCUGGAGCAUUCACACACGCCACACCACACACACUGCCUGAGCACAGCACAGACUAGUCAAGGAGAGAACAGAGCGCAGGGCUCCUGCUUGCCUGUCUGCCCUGGACUGAGACCAUACGGAUACGUAUAUGCUUACUCACAGCGGAGGUCAGGCUGUCUUUCUGGAUGUCUCCAUAGAGUCGUCUCCAGGCCGACCAGAGUUCUCCACGGAAGACGCACUGUGAAUGAGCCAAAGGGCUCUGCGUUUGGUCCAGGGCCAAUGACCAGGAGGCUGUACUGAAGGAGGGAAAAGCCAGAGAGACCUGAUUAAAAUGGGGGCCACUUUCUGGGAGCCUCUCUCUGAAGCAUGGUGGUUCAUAGUGCAGCCAUGCCGGACGUGAACGCCCCCCCGCCAUGUGACUCCGUCGGCCGAGGCCCUGCGGGCUACCCGUGCACCGCUGGCCCCGCCAUGGACCUGGAGCCGUGCCUCACCGACCUGCCCCCACCCCAGCCCCUGUCCGGCUUCAGGGGUCACAGCGUGCCCCCCUACCCCCCAUGCCCCGGCCAGUGCCCCGUCACGCCCCGCUGUAACAGCAGUGCCCUGCUGACCAACCUCGGCCUUCGCCACUGUUCCGCCAACGGCGCGCGGUACCCACCGAUGGAGCCUGGGCUGGUGUUCGAGUCGGCGUUGGGCAGGGGAACGAAUGCCGCGGUGCCCUGCGGGCGUGUGAACUCAGCCGGCGGGACUCGACUCUACCGCAGCAUGGAGAACCUGAACUGGACCAGUACUGUGUCCGAGCCGGGCCUCUACUCUUCCCCGUACAGCGCCCCCUACAGGGGCAGUGUGGACAGCGAGUUCAUCUUCCGCUGCACCGCCACCAGCCACUGGUACGACGGGCCUCCGGAGGGCUUCGGUCCUGAGAGCCUGGCCUUCUACCCCCACCCUCGCCUUGGGAGACGGGGUCUCGGGGGUUUAGGGCGGAGGGAGCUCCCCCUCUUCCCCCAGUGGCUGUUCCCCGGGGUGGACGACUGGGGGUUGAACGCCAACGCCAGGAAAGGCUUAAGGGAGAAGCUCCGUCUCCACAGUGCCCGUGCGGCAAAUGAACCCCCAAAGCCCCUUCGGCCUCAGGCGAUUCCUCGCGGCGGUGCCGCUGUCCUGGGGGGUUGUCUGGAGAGGGACACCGGGAGACCCCUGGGUGUCCACCGCAUUACCAGCCCUGAGGAGAUCAAACGGGAGGUCCUGAGGCGCCUGCAGCUUCGCCGGCAGAACAGCAGCCCCAACCUGUCGCUCAAUGCCCCCCCUGACGCCGCGGAGACCCCGCCCAUGGCCAAGUCCUACACCGCCGAGUCCGUCUCCGUCGCCACAGGCUGCGCCAAGGUCAUGGGUCGUUGCGAGAAACCCCCCGUGGGACGCCUCCACAUCCCCACUUUUGAGGAGUUCAAGAGGAUGAGGCAGAGCGCGGCGACGAGGGCCCCGAUGGACGGCUAUGGAGGAGCCCAGAGCCCGGGGGCGGGCAGGGACGGAGAGACGUGCCGCCUUCUGUCAGACCGGAGAGAUUGUCAGCCUUCCGCCACGGGGGAGACGGAGGUCGAGAGUAAGAGCGGGGUGACGGGAGGCGACGGCGAACAGGUCACGCUGGGGGACAGAUCCCCCGGGGCUCCCCCCUCCAGUUACCAGGACUACACAGGCAUAGAGGGGAGCGUGACGGUGGUGGAGCAGUUUACCGCAGCCGGUCCCACAAACUCUGCGUCUGCCGUCUCUACCGGCCCCUCUGCCAAGCCGACAGCCAGCAUUCGGACCACGGUUUCUACCGUCGCUAUCUGUACAGGCCCCACUCCCCGCUCUCCGCUCCAGGCAUCUGGUCAGACCCAGGGGGAGGAGAAGGCAGACCAAACCCAGGUCCAGGACAGCGGGCCCAGCGGUGGGCUCACGGUGCCGGUCCCCUUUCCUCCUCCGCGCCGGGAGAGUGCAGAGGGCUCAUCCAGCUGCUGCCCAGCCCUGCUUCUGGACAGCUACGGAGCCAAGAUCUACUCCAUGAAGGAUGGCUUCAUAGGCUCGGCCCUGGACCUCAUCAAGAAGAGCUGCAGUGCAGAGAUUGCAGCGGCGGAGGCCCCCGUCAGGCUGUCAGGUGACCAGGACGGCGCUGACAUCACUGCUCCCCCGCCAGACUGUCAAUCCUCUGCCGUCUCCAUGACAACCACGGCGGCCUGCGGAGCGGAGGCUUGCGACGAGCCUGCAGCAGGAGGAGAGAAACUGGCUGCAGAAUGUCAGCACUCUGGCCUGGGCUGCAGGCGCUCCAGCUCGGACGCAGCCUAUGAACCGGCCGAGUCGGUGAGGGCCCAGCGCGAGUGCCGCCUCCGGCCUCAUUACAGUGAUCCGAUGCCGGCAGACGCCGCCAAGCGCAAACAGCUGGAGAUGAAGAUUGCUGCAGCGGCACGACUCCAUAGCCAGCGUCGGGACAGAGACUGCGCACCAGCUGCUGUACGGGUACGUUCCGAGCCCCGCGGUGAGGAGCGUCUUGGGGUCCCUGGCGUGACGCGGGCCGGCCAACACCGCUGGAGCACCAUUAGCAGCCUCAGUGCGGACAGUGGCGUGGUGGGCCUGUGUGACGACCGCGACGACGACGACGAACCCCGGAGGGUACACCACAGCGGAGGGGCAGAGGUGGAGCGGGUGGACAGUGGGAUUGGACCCUGCCUGGCCCGGGUCUGGAAGAGACCCUCCGCCUCCCUCCGAGCCUGGGAAGCCCAGAGACCCUGUCCAGAUUGUGGCCAGAGGGAGGGCCACGGGUCGGCUCGGACGGAGGGGGAGGGCACAGGUAUGUGCGAGCGCUGCUCCAAGCUGAGGACGGAGAGGAAGGAGGCCAUCUUGGAGUUCCUGAACACCGAGUCGAGCUAUGGGGAGGACCUGAGGAUCAUCAAGGAGGAGUUCCUCUGUCCAAUGCAGAGCGCAGGGCUGCUGACCUCCGAACAGCUGGCUGUGGUGUUCAGCAACGUUCAGGAGCUCAUAGACGUGAACGAACGCUUCACUGAACACCUGCAGGACAGUAUCGACCAGGCCUUUGACCAGGGAGAUGAGGACCUACUAACCGUGUGCAUUGGAGAGAUUUUUCUGGAGUUUGUCAACAUGCUUCCAGCCUUCCAGACAUACUGUCUGCAGCAGUUCACUUCUGUCAACAUGCUAAACACCCUGGAGAAGGAGAAAGAACUUCUCAGGAUCUUCCUGGACGUGUCCCAAAACGACAACACGGCCCUGCGGCGUAUGAACCUGCGCUCCUUCCUCAUGGCCCCCCUCCAGAGAGUCACCAAGUACCCGCUCCUGCUCAGCCGCAUCAGCAAGUCCACCACGGAGUGCCACCCGGACCACAUCCGGCUACGCGAGGCCAAGAGCCGCGUCGAGUCUCACCUGGAGCACAUCAACAUGAAGACCAAGCAGGAGGGCACCCUGACCUGGUCGCUGCGCUCGUUCCGCCGCGACAGCCGCAAGAACCGCGAGGUCAUCAACAUCGAGAUGCGCGAGGUGUCCAUGAAGACGGUGGGCUGGGCCAGGGAGAGCACGCGCUUCGUCAUGGAGGGGCCCCUGCAGCUCUCCCAGCCCGCUGACGGACAGUGGGUGAAGAAGGGCAGCAAAGGCCUCAAGUUCCAGAACGUCCAGAGCCUGCUGAUGGUGCGCACACAGCGUCCGGGGGAGGGGCUGUCCCUGACAGAGGGUGGGGCCAAGGUGGAGCAGCAGGAGCACGGGGUGUGGGACGGCGUACUGGUGCUCAUCAAGGACAAGAGCAGCGGGAAGUUCACCGUGCUCCGAGAGCCCAUCCGCCUGGCGAACUGCGUGGUGUCCGCCGACCCCGACUGCGAGGACACCUUUGAGGUGUUGGACAUACGGAAGGAGGCAUUCGUUUUCAGGGCCUUGGACAAAUCCCGCACGCAGCAGUGGUUUCGGCAAAUCAAGAGGUACGCCCGCGAUCUGGGGCCGUGGAGAAAGAGGCGGAACGCGCUCCCGAAUAUCAUGAUGAACACGACCCAGGGUAGGUCCUGAAACCAAGCCCUGAGGAACAGCGUCAGAUACCUGUGUAAAUAAGAAGUACUUGUACUGCAAAAAGAACUGAGUAUGCUUCUGGGUGGUGUGGCGAUUGUGUCUGGGGUUUUGGGGAUUUGGGUUUGUCUGAGGCUUGUGAGGUUCCAUGUUAUGAGAGGAUAGCACUUUUUUCUGAGAAAAACUUAAAGUGCACCAUACUGUAAUGAAACGCAUGAAGAGAGAUUUUUUUUUUGCUUCUGUCUAAAACAAUCAGCCACUCGGAUGACCAAAAUAAAGACAUGGUUGGUUAGGAACGCUGCCGGCCUUGAUUCUCAAACUGUUUUCAGUAUACUGACUGACAAGGUGUCUGUGUGGAAAAGCAUGGUUGAAGUUGAAGAGACAUUACAAAAAAGAUUACUGUUGUAAUGUUCAUGUAAAUGCACAAAUGUGUGAAAAACUACUGUUGAAUUAUACUACGGGACUUGGAAUACAGUUUAGUGAUAAAAUACAGGAUCUUUGUUUUUACCCUGACCAAGGUAGGUCAAUAGCACUGGCCUCUUUCUUUUGCCCUGUGUCAAUAGCACUUCCUACUGCCAGAGAAUAGCAGCUAUAUAGCAUCCAUCUUAUGAAGACCUCAGCAGUUAGACAAACUCUUUAGGACUUCCAACUUUGGAUGCCCUGCAGUGUCUGUUAGACACAUUGAACCAGUGGUGGUUGGGCAUAAUUAUAUCACUGUGCUGGGCUCAAGUCUCAAAGCAGCAGUAGGUUGUGCAAUUCAAGCUAGCAAUCUUUUUCUGGUAAUACUUUGUAAAUUGAGAACUUAUUAUUCCACCUAUAAAUGGCAAGGAUGUUAUUGACACAGAGUAGUUCCUGAGGUGAGGCCUCAAGAAUGUCCUUGGCCUGUUUUGGCCCUUACAGUAUUGUCAACUGCUUAUUUAAACUGUUAAAGCAUUUACCUGUAACUGAAUGUGGUCAAAGCCUAAAUCUUGUCCAAAGUGGAGGUAGAAAGACAUCAGACACUGGUGAACCUGGACCAUGAGUUCAGCACCUAAAGCUAACAGUAGCUGCACUCAAAUGUCCCCACAGUGCGCUGUUCAAUGUAGCAGAUGGGGAAAUUAGGAGCAUUUGUGCCUUGGAUUUAAUUUUUACUCCAAAUUUACAGCAUUUGUGCAGUGUCAGCCACACUGAUAAAAUAUAGAUUUAUUUGGAAAUGCUCAUGAGUCAGACUGCCCUCUGUCCCUAGGUAGCAGCAAAAAGGCUCUUGAAAAAUAUCUUACAUAGCCUGGUUAUACCAAUGUGAACAAUCUAAAACUUAGUGACUUCUGUUUGGAUGCCGGGCUGGAAUUUACAGGUAAUCCUAAUCAGUCCAUUUUGCUGUUAAUAGUGUGGCUACACUAUUAUCUCAGCGUACCUGUUCCCUUAUCAGAAACAGUAGAGAAAGCAAGGCAUUCCCCCCUUCUUUUCGUUUCGGUCUACUUAUUAUUACUGCCCUGCGGAGAGGGUGCUUCCAAGCAAGACACGCAGACGUUUCUGGUCAAGUACCCAGAGCACAGUAAGCAGACCAGAGCCAGCUUUUCUCUCUCUUGGGUGAGCAUGCGAGAGAUUAUGUAGAAACAUGAGCUCACAUGGGAAAGCCUGCUCACAUGAGACAGGGAAUGCCCGUAGCAAUCGUAUUUAUUUUUAUAUAAAUUAUUCUAAAGUAAUUUCUCUUUGCCCUUAUUUUAAGUGUGACUUUCCUAUUCCUAACUUGUUUUUGUGUCCGCUGUUACUGAUUCUGAAGACUUUCUUUUUUUAUGCACUUUAUAUUGCUACAAAUGAUUACAAAUGAAAUCCUGAGAAUGGCGUGACUGUCACUCUUCUACAAAACAAUGUUACUGACUUCAAAAGCUUUAUUCUGUUAUAUUGUUUAUUUACGGAAAUCUUUGUUAGAGAAAUGUAUAAGACCACAGGCAAUACUACUUAUCAACCAAAUUGAAGUAUAUUGUUCAGUCUGAUUAUUAGUCAUGGAGUAGCACAGGACAGUGAGGUAGUACUAGUGAAUCACUGUGUUUUGGGACAGAAAAUGGUGUACAGAGUAUACUACUGCCUGGUCCUUUACUGUUCAUCACCUUCCAAUGGCAUUUACACUGUUACAAUCAUAGAAUAAGAAUCCCAUUCUACAUCUAGAAUUGUAUUCUAUUUCUAUGGUUAGAAUGAUUUCAGCUUCCAUCUUGUUCCACUAAGUUAUUAUUACCGUAACGUAAAUGAGAAGAACGAUUCUCUGUAACAGUUUGGAAAUUCCCUUUUCAAUAUCCUACGACCUGCUGAACUGUCAAAUGUUUUUCCUCUGUAUUUUAAAGACCUAAUGUAAUAUUUCCUUUAUGUAACAUAUUUGUGAAUUAUAAUAAAAAGGAUAUGUUAAACAAGCA